AAAAAUGUAUAUACUACGGCUCUCGGCACAAGCAUGUACGGCAAAGGCAAGAGUAACAGUAGCGCCGUCCCGUCCGACAGCCAGGCCCGGGAGAAGUUAGCACUCUAUGUAUAUGAAUAUCUGCUCCAUGUAGGAGCUCAGAAAUCGGCCCAAACAUUUUUAUCAGAGAUAAGACGGGAAAAAAACAUCACAUUGGGGGAACCACCAGGAUUCUUGCAUUCUUGGUGGUGUGUGUUCUGGGAUCUCUACUAUGCAGCCCCAGAGAGGCGGGAAACAUGCGAGCAUUCAAGCGAAGCGAAAGCCUUCCAUGAUUAUCCAUUCAUGUCACCUCGGUACCCUGGAGGUCCAAGGCCCCCAUUGAGGAUCCCUAAUCAGGCACUUGGAGGUGUCCCAGGAAGUCAGCCAUUACUCCCCAGUGGAAUGGACCCAACCCGACAACAAGGACAUCCAAAUAUGGGUGGGCCAAUGCAGAGAAUGACUCCCCCACGAGGGAUGGUGCCCUUAGGACCACAGAGCUAUGGAGGUGCCAUGAGACCCCCACUGAAUGCUUUAGGUGGCCCCGGAAUGCCUGGAAUGAACAUGGGUCCAGGUGGUGGCAGACCUUGGCCAAACCCAACAAAUGCCAAUUCAAUACCAUACUCCUCAGCAUCUCCCGGGAAUUAUGUAGGUCCACCAGGAGGCGGAGGGCCACCAGGGACACCCAUCAUGCCCAGUCCAGCAGACUCAACCAACUCGGGAGACAACAUGUAUACUUUAAUGAAUGCGGUACCUCCUGGACCCAACAGGCCUAAUUUCCCGAUGGGCCCCGGGUCAGAUGGCCCCAUGGGUGGAUUAGGAGGAAUGGAGUCACAUCACAUGAAUGGCUCAUUAGGCUCAGGAGAUAUGGACAGUAUUUCCAAGAACUCUCCCAAUAACAUGAGCCUGAGUAAUCAGCCGGGCACCCCGAGGGAUGAUGGCGAGAUGGGGGGAAGCUUCUUAAAUCCUUUUCAGAGUGAGAGCUACUCCCCGAGCAUGACCAUGAGCGUGUGAGCCCGCGGACCCCGCGGGGAGCCGGCCCUCCGCGGAACCACUACGGAAGAUAAUUACUCAUCACAGCGUGCAGUCAACCAAGGAAUCUCAGUCACACCAAGCCGACCUUUUUAUUUCCUGCUCUCUCCCCUCUCUCGUGAAGAAAGCGGGUCCAAACGUGAUUCAAACAACCGUCCGGAGCGGCAGACUCGCGCUGCCCGCCGCGGAACUGCAAAUCAUGCCCUGUGUGUGUCUGUGUGUGGGACGGCGGAUGUGCUGUCCACGUGUAUGGUAAACGGACAUAGGCACAUGCGUGCGGUGACCCACAGGACACUCACGAACACGAUCACGUGGCAUCUUACGUAGCGAUAAGUAGGGACUUUUAUUCCAUCCUUUUUUUCACGUUUACAUUUUAAUUAUUAAAAGUCGCUCCCGCCCCCUCCCUGAACUAUUUUGUGCUGUGUAUAUCACUGCUUUAUAUAAGUUAUUUUUUAAGGUGAACUCAGAUGUUAUGGUUUUGUAAAUGUCUGCAAUCAUGGAUAGGAAUAAAAUGGCUUAUUUCA
This is a messenger RNA of Oryctolagus cuniculus (rabbit), 1571 nucleotides long. NCBI's taxonomy places the organism in Eukaryota, Metazoa, Chordata, Mammalia, Lagomorpha, Leporidae. The record is from RefSeq and is a predicted model, not a curated record.